Messenger RNA from Paramecium sonneborni, 2465 nucleotides. Lineage: Eukaryota; Ciliophora; Oligohymenophorea; Peniculida; Parameciidae. The record is from the annotation of a GenBank genome assembly.
AUGAAAUAAUUAUUAUCGUAUUUGCUUACCUUGCUAAUGUUUUAUUGCCUAAAAUGUGAAUCCUAAUUAAAUUACAAGUUAAACAAAGGCUCAAAACGAAAAUUAGAAGAGAGUAAACCAAAUAUAACUUCUCUAUCGUGGGAACCAUUAAGGAUUCAUUAUGAAUUUUUAAAUAGCAAUUUUGAUUCUAAAUCAGUGGCAUUUUUAUAAACUGUUUUAAAUAUAACUAGCACUUUCUUUUAAAAACAUUUAUUAAUACAAAGAACGAAUUCUAAAAUUACUUAUAAAGAUAGUUAUCCAAAUUCAAUUUUUGGAUUUCGUAUAAGUGAGGAAUUAUAAAAAAAAGAAUAUGAUGCAGAUUUGGUAUAAUUUAUAAUUUAUUAAAGGUCUUUUUUAUUAAUAUUGAGAGAUCAUUUUUUGAUCCUUAUUUAGCUUAUUGUGGUCCUGCAAUUUUUGAUGAAGAAACAUUACGACCAAUUUUUGGUUUGAUUUCUUGGAAUAUGUAUUAUACAUCAUUGGAUAAAAUGACUAAUUCAGUAUUUGAAAGCAAUGUUGAAAUAGCAGUUCAUGAAGUCAUCCAUGGAUUAGGAUUUAUAGAUGAUUAUUUCAUCAGUUUUUAUGAUUCAUUCACAGGAGAAAGUUAUAAUACUUCAAAUAGUUAUAUUCAAUCCGAUGUGACUUAUUUAUCGACUCCAAGAGUAACUAAUUUUGUGCAAUAUCAUUUUAAUUGCACUUCAUUAUUAGGAUUACAAAUGGAAAAUGAUGGGGGAUCAGGAACUAAAGGAUCUCAUCUUGAAAGGUCUCUCUUUUAUAAUGAAAUAAUGACAGGCUCAGAUAUGACAGAAAACUUUUUAAUUACAGAUUUUACAUUUGAAUUUUUGUAAGACACAGGGUAAAAAUAAUUAUUAUUAUAAAAGAUUCUAUCGAAUAGCCGAUUAUUCACCUGAUUAACCAUUAUGGGGGAAAAAUAAAGGAUGUGAAUUUGCAAAUAAAUAAUGUAAAGGAGGAAACUUUACUGAAUUCUGUGAUGUAGAUUAAUCAUAGAGUUGUUCCUUUUAUUAAACAGGUCUUUCCAAAUGUCUGAAAGAUUAAUUAUCAGGAUCUUGCUAUUAUUAAUAUUUUUAUUCUAACUAAGAUUGUAGGAAUCCUGAUAAUGUUGAACUUUAUAAAUCAUCAGGAAUAAUUUAACACUUUGGAUUUGAUAGUAUAUGUGUUUCUGGAUCUGUUUCAAAAGAAUCAACUUACUAAAGUAACUCUUGCAUAUAAUAUAAAUGUGAUCUAGAGAAUAAAUUAUCUCUAGUUAUCGAAGGAUAAGAAUUCGAUUGUUCAAAUGAUGAAAGUAUUAAACUUCCUGAAUCUUAUUAUGGAAAUAUAACUUGUCCUUCAAAUCCUAAAUUAUUUUGUUAAAAUAGAGAUGAAUGUCCUAAUCUUUGUAGUUAAAAAGGAUUUUGUUAGAAUAGAGAAGUAAUCCAUUAUUAAUAUAUAUUAUAGUGUAUUUGUAUGCUAGGAUACUCAUCAGAAGAUUGUAGCGUAGAAUGUACAAAAUAUAGAUACAAAGGUAGUUGCUUAGAGAAAUGUCCAGAUUCUACUUAUAUUUAUGAAAAUAUCAAGUAUUGUGUUGGAUGUCCAGCUGUACAAUUAUUUUUAAUAAACUUAGAAUUGUUUGACAUGUUCAAAUUAUAAUUAAUGUACAUCAUGUAAGCAAGGUUAUAUUUUGAGAGGGGCUUUUUGCGAUAAUUAUAAAUUGAUUGAGCUUCUUACAGUAGAUUAGGCAAAUUUGAAUACAACAUCUAAUAAUUCUACUAAUACUAGCAGCAAUUAAUCUAAUUCCACUAAUAUUGACGAUAUUAAUAGUGCAGAAACUAAUUCCACUAAUACAACAAACUCUGAAACAAGUUCAACUGAUCUCAGCAAUAAUAAUAGUACAAUCACAAACCCAACUAAUACAACAAACUCUGAAACAAGUUUCACUGAUAUAAAUAAUAAUACAAUCACAAAUUCUACUAAUUCAACAAGCACUGAAUCAAAUUCAAUUGAUUUAAACAUCAAUAAUAGUACAAACACAAAUUCUACUAAUUCAACAAACUCUGAAACAAAUUCAACUGAUAUAAAUAAUAAUAAUAUUGAAAUCAUAAAUUCUACUAAUAUGACAAACUCUGAAACAAAUUCAACUGAUUCAAAUAAUAAUAAUAUUGAAAUUACAAAUUCUACUAAUACAACAAACUCUGAAACAAAUUCAACUGAUUCAAAUAAUAAUAAUAGUAAAAGCACAAAUUGCACUUGUAAUACAGUAAACAAUGAAAUUAAUCCAAUUGACAUGAAAAAUAAUGAUGAUGCAAAAAAUUGCACUUGUAAUACAGAUAAAACUGAUAACAAAUCAACUUUAAAUGUUGCAAAUUAGGAAAACUUAAUAUAUCUCAUAAAUUUAAUUUUGCUAACAUGUUUUUGAAAUAAUUAUCACCGAA